Messenger RNA from Dermacentor silvarum, 14961 nucleotides. Its product is annotated as protein turtle-like. Bases 146 to 3490 code for a protein of 1114 amino acids. NCBI's taxonomy places the organism in Eukaryota, Metazoa, Arthropoda, Arachnida, Ixodida, Ixodidae. The record is from RefSeq and is a predicted model, not a curated record. Gene Ontology annotation, biological process: cell-cell adhesion. Gene Ontology annotation, molecular function: protein binding. The transcript has 17 exons.
UUGUGGACUCCGUCGAGAGUCUCCCGGCAAAAUGUUGAAAAUGCGACUCGUGUUGUCUCUGGAAAAAGGCUGCGCGUAGCGCGAUUUCUUUCCCACUGGAAUACGCACGAAGAACGUUCGUCUACGGUCCAACAAUCCAGAUGAGAUGAUUGUGAAGCAACCAUGCCUACUAGUGGCUCUUCUCCUCUGCCUACGGAGCCCCCAGUCAGAUGCAUCUGGGAUGCCAUCACAGGAGCCGGAGCACAUGACGGCAUUGCUGGGGCAGGAUGUGAUAUUACACUGCCCCUUCGAAUACCCAGAUGGCAUGCCGGUGCCCUAUCUUGUCCAGUGGCACAAGAAAGACCACAAGAUACCUAUUUACAUCUGGUACGACGGGUACCCACCACAUGCGGCCGAUGACUACAAAGAACGCAUUUCGCUUUCGGGCCAGUCGUCACUGAACCUGACAAAUGUGCGCGAGUCAGACAAGGGCUGGUAUGAGUGCAAGGUCUUCUUCCUCAACCGGGAAACUAUUCGUAAUGGAACUUGGAUCUACCUCGACGUACUUGCCCCACCGCACUUCAAGUCCAAGCCAGAACAGAUCAUCUAUGUGAAGGUGGGCGAAUCAGUGGUGCUCCCCUGUGAGGCUGAGGGCACCCCACCUCCCACCAUCAUAUGGUACAAGGAUAACCUUCCCCUGGAAGAGAGCACCAACACCCAGAUCCACCCAACAGAACUGCGCAUCUCCAACCUGCGCCAGACCGAUGUGGGUGACUAUACCUGCAUGGCUCGCAACUCAGAGGGCAGCGACUCGGCGCUUGCCAAGGUCAUCGUGGCUGGCCCUGCAGUGAUCACAACCCCUCCACAAAACCUGACCAAGCUGGAGGGAAACUUCGCUGAGUUUGUGUGCGAAGCUCGUGCAUUGCCCUCCAACAUCACUCAUCGAUGGUUCUACAAUGGUGUGGAGAUCUCCAAGUUGACCUGGCUACAGACACGCACGCUUGUACGUCAGGAUGGCACGCUGUUUAUCAAUCCCACCGCAGCGGAUGACUCAGGCUUCUACACCUGUGAGAUCUCAAAUGGAAUCGGCCAACCUGAGUCUGCUACUGCCUACCUCAACAUCGAGUACCCAGCAAGGGUGAACUUCACUCCAGCCUUCCAGUACAUGCCUCUGAACCUGUCAGGAGUGGUGCGCUGCUACAUCCAGGCCAACCCACCCAUUCAGUUUGUCACCUGGUUCAAGGACAACCGGCCCUUUGAGGCCAAUGCCCUCAAUGGUGUUGUCAACCUGAGCAAUGGCUCACUCUUCUUUCAGCGUGUGUCGUACGAGCACCAGGGGCGCUACCUGUGCUCCCCUUUCAACAUCCACUCCACAGGAGGGUCUUCUGCUGUCAUGGAGGUGCUUGUCCGUGAGCCACCCAUGUUCUCAGUGAAGCCCAAGGAGCUGUACCAGCAGCCGAGAAACACCGAGGUCACCAUGCCUUGUGAAGGCAAAGGGCACCCUCCGCCAACCAUCUCUUGGAGGAGAGCGGAUGGCAAGAAGCUACCCAAAAAUCGUCACAGUGUGAGUAAAGGAAAGCUGACCAUUCGGAGCCUUCAGAAGGAGGACCACGGACGAUACGAAUGUGUGCUGCAGAACGACGUCGCUACCCUGGUCACCAGCACCCUUUUGCUGGUUGAGAGCACAACACCACAUGCACCCACCAAUGUGUCGGUGAACACUAGCGCCUUUGCCGCCACUGUCUCUUGGCUGCCAGGUUAUGACGGGGGCCACCCACAGACCUAUGUCCUCUGGUACCGACUGGUGGGGCAAGGUGAUGCUGAGUGGCGCACCAUCCGAGUGUAUCCGGACAACGCCAUCACACUGACCAUCCAUAAUCUGCAACCUGAGUCUCAGUACGAGUUCCAGGUGCUCUCGCGGAAUGCCUUUGGAGAUGGACUUUACAGUGACAUUGUGCGCGCAAACACUACUAAGUGGAACUACAUUGAAGGCGCCUACCCGACUGAUGCGUAUGGUUCCACCUACAUCCCCACUGUGAACAGGACUCCGACAGCCCCCCGGCUCCCUCCUUCUACCUCGUCCUCCUCCCCUCCUUCACCGUCUCCGUCACCAGGUCCCAAGCCGUCUGCGCCGCGCAAUGUGACGGUACGUGAGACUUCUGCCGGGGUGCUGGUUACGUGGCUGCCGCCAGUCAACUCAUCGGUGCCUAUCGCCUUCUACUGCGUGGAGUACCGGUCGCCAGACAAACCAUGGGCACGCAGCACCAACAUCAUGACUGGCAGCGAGUACACCAUCACUGACUUGCCUGAGGGGACCAAGUUCUACAUCCGCGUCUCAGCGUUUUCCAUUACCUCUGCCUUUGAGUCGAGCCCCGAAAUACUACUUACCCUGGCAGGCUGCUGUGUUUCAGACCGGGGCCCCAAGUACAAGCGGGACCAGGCCAUCAUCUCGGGCGUUGUCGGUGGCGUGCUCUUCUUCAUCGUGGCCAUCAUCCUCUCGGUCUGCGCUGUCAAGAUCUGCAACAAGCGCAAACGGCGGAAGGCCGAGAAGGCGUACAUGAUGGUGACAUGCCCUGUAGCAGAUGCUCGUAAUGGAGGCCACUCACAUGGAGGCAGCCCUGUGUCACUGAAAAAACACCCGGAAGGCCGAGUACCAGGUGUAGCGGUGACUGGUGUAGCGGGCCCGGGACCCUGGUGGCCGGUCCCCCCUGAGCCCCCUCCGGCAGCCCCAACAACCCGGCGGCCCGCCAUUGCAGCGACCACGCCGCGGGCAAGUAGCCCGGGCCUCCAGCUGCUGCUGCAGGGCUUCCCCGAUGACCUGAGCCCCGUGAGCGGUGGUGACCGGUCACUGCCCAGCACGGUGCCAUCGAGUGCCGCCUUCUCGACGCCUCCGUCCCGUGAGCCACCUUGUGGCUUCCGGCCCAUCCACGCGCCCCCUGCCAUCGUGCCCCGCGCUAGUGUCACCACCGGCAACACCGGCCGGCAGCCACCGCUAGCCACAAGCUCACCGCCUUGCCUCGGCUAUAAAAAUGGCGGCAGUGGCUACACCCGCGAGCGCCUGCUGGGUGCAGUGCAGCGCGUCCGGUGCACGGCCCUCCGCCACCACAGUGCUCCUGAGCUGCAGAUGACGGUCUCGGCAGGCAGUACGGCAAACGCGGCGACCGCGGCUGUGGUGGCGUUGAGGCCCGAUUCAGCGAGCCUGACAAGUGGUAGCUCUGGACGUGGCAGCUCGGCCGGCGCGGCCCGCGGUGACUCCUUGCAGGGAGAGCUGCGUCCGGCAGCGGCCAACCUGAUGUCGUCAUCUCUGGUGCCGCCUCGCGACCAGUCGGUAGACGAGAACUAUGAGUUUGACCCGGCUUUGAGCCCUGCGUUGGGUGACGAUGACGACGCGUGGCGCGGACUGAGCGACAGUGAGCUCUACAGCACCGCCUGGGAUGCUGAGACCCGCUGUGCAGCAUUGAAGCGCGAGUUCUUGCGCCGACGCCGGCGGCCGCUUGAGAGCGCCUGCUGAGACAAAAAGGGGGUCUCCUGCUCCUCUUCCUAGUCACGGAAGCAAUAACGCGCGCCGACUCGCCUACACCAAUGUCACAAACGGCACAUCCAAUAAGGGCUAUGCUGUAGUGGCCUUUCGUGGCAACUCACGUUGUUGCUACAACCAGUUUUAUCUCGAUCUGCUCCCUGCCUUCACUUGCAUCUGAUGACAUUCUAGAGCCACAUAUGUUGGCCUAUCUGUGGCUGUCAGAAUGCUGGUAACAUGUGGUGCAUGUGUGUCAUCAGUCUGCUGUCGGAGGUGCUGCACUAGCAAGAUCUUGUGGCUUGCCACGAAAGACCACUGCCUCACACUUCCUGUACCCACAUCAGCUCAAUGCGGCGAUGACAACCCAUGUACAGACUGACGUGCUGUGGCCACCUCAGUUGAUGAGCGCUGGACGCUCGUGUGCGACAGUCCGAGGACGCUUCUCCUUUUGUGGUGCUCGUGCAACGCACAUAGAAGGUGGCAGGCAUGCAAAUUCUUCUUUCUUUUCUCUUCUCAUGCGCGUCACCGACAUAGUACAAGGGCUUCUUGGUUUAUUACUACGCUGGCUUCACUCUGCGCGCUCUGAACCCCUCCACCCUCUGGAAUGAGAUGCUUUUUUUUGGGUGGACCGACUCACCAACUCUUGCGAUAAAGGGAGUCUAGGGAACUUGUAUGCAUGUAAAUAGACUGAGAAGAAAAAAAGGUGGUUGUUGCAGAGCGUCGUAGUUCUUGUAAUGUUAGUCCCCAGAAGCACAGAACUGUAGACACCAAAACAAAUAAUUGUCUUCUUUCUUUUUUUCACAGUUGCUUUGCUGUACAACUUAUGGGAUGAUGGUGCCCCAUGGGCGCACUAUGCCUGCACACAUUCCAAGGUCACAUCCAUGCUCCACAUAUACACCGUCGUAACAAUUCCUUAAAAGAAAAGCACACAGACAAAUACUACAACCCAUACCCUUGACAUCCAUCUGACACACACAGACACUUUGUAGAAUUUACAGAAGAUGAGUCAAAAUUUUAUUGUAGGCUGUCACAACAUCUCAAUACAUAUAGUGUAAAUUAUGCAGCAUUACUUGUUGCUAUGUUAAAUACAAAGAUGGCUAAAAAAAAAUUAAUCUUAUGUUGUUCGCCUGUUGUCAUGGCACUCGUGAAGGCGGACAGGCAGUAAGAGACUUAGGCAAUUUGCAGCCAGAAUUUUUUUACAUGUGAGUGCUGUACAUAAUAUUAAGCACCAUAUAACUUUGUUUUGCCUUUGGCUAUUGUCUUUUAUUUUAUAAAUUUUUAAAUAUAUUUUUUGUUUUUGUCCUACACUUGCUAAGAAUGUCCAUGCGAGACUGAAGUUUAUUGGUUAUGAUGUCUGUCUGAAGUGUUUUUGUGGAGAGUUUACGGGACGCUCCUUAUGUUUGUGAGCUUUGAAACCACUUGCUAGUAGAUUAGUUUUGCAGGCACCUAAAUCAAAUAUAAUUUUAUGUACCAGUGACUGGUUUUUACGACUUUUAUUAGUUUGGAAGCAUAACUAAAUUCUCUUUGUAGCUCGGCAAGCGAGAGUUCCCUUGCUGUGUUAGAAUUAUAUUUUUUUACAAAUGCUGCAGCCCAUGAUACCUCAGGGAUAAAAGGAUGUCUUAAAGGUGCCUGUGGGGGCCUUGACUUCCUUUGUGUUUCAGUUAGUUUGUCUGCUGUUUCUUUGUUUUCAACCUGUCCUUAACCAUCACAGUACUGAAGAUAGAAGCUUACUUUUCUGUUUAUUUGCAUAUUAGGCUAUCUUGAAAUGAGCUUUGCAAAUUCCAAGUCUCUUAUUUGCCCUACUAAUAUUCAAACAUUUGUCUGUGUAGCAACCUGCAAGGCAGCCACGUUAAGUCAGCCAGCUGCCAUCUUGAACGUAUUGCCAACCCUGACACAAAUGAAGUGGAAGGACAUGUUAAAGAACUGCCACUUUAGGCUUCUAAAGCCAGAACUAUACAUAGGAUGCAGCAGCAGGAUUUUGCAGUCAGCCACAUGAUAACAUGAUGCCUUUGAUGCCUUUAUUAUUGCUAUGCUCCAAAUAAUAUUGUAAGCAGUUAUGUAUACCUGCCUUGUUAUCUAGUUAAGAACCAACGUCUCUGCUCCUGGUCAUGUGCAUCAUGGAAGAAGUAUUAACAAGACUGAAAUUAGUCUUGAAGAAACCCAUUGCACACAACAAUAAAAGGCGACAUUUUAAGGCAGGUAAAGUGCAAAAAACAUGGAAAAUGUCGCCGUACCAACUACCUCGGGACACAUCCUAGGACAAUAAAAAGCACAGUAACAAUUAAAUGUUCAGAAAUAAUCUAAGGGGAUGCUAAAGAUAGAUGCCUAAUCAUGUGCUGCAGAGGUGAUAUUUCUUACAAUUCAAUCAGCAUAUUCUUUUGUGUGCAUGCUAAAAAUUACCCAAUUUUAAAGUCUGAAAUUUGGCACCGAUGACAUCAUUGUGUGAUGUCACAGAUUUCAUGCUCCAUCGCAUAUUUCAAUCCUCUUUGUGCAUGAAAUGUGUGCAGAGGUUGGAAAUUUCAGGUGGUGUUGCUGCACCACUUCUUCACCCCGCAUACUCUUUUUAUUUUUGUUGUUUGAUGGUACUGUGCAAUUUUCUUGGAAUAUUUGCAAGACAUUAAACUCUGUUGCAGCCGUAUGUCAUUUCAAGGCUGAUUUUACAUGCCUUGAAUGCAAUGCAGUUUACUUAUAACGAUGAUGAAAAUUCAAAAUGUGGUAUCAUUGUAACCAGAUAUUGUUAUAUGUAGAUUGAAUUUCAUGUACAUCCAAUACUAUACGAUGCAGUAUGCAGUACCUGUCAUCGUAACCAGCAAUCAUUAUAUGGCAUAUCGUUGUGAGUAAACUCUACCUUUGCAGAAGACCUCUACACUCAUUGGAACUAACCUACUUGCUGUUUUAGAAGUGGAAAAUAAUGAUACAGCUUAACUUAAUACUUUUCUUUGGUGUACCUGAUAUAUCAUGUUCAGAAAGUUCAGCUGCAUUGAUUCUUUUAAUGCUUAUGCUGUCAUAUGUAUUCUAACAAAGCAAAGUCCUGCAUCUCAGUCAGGACUGCUGUUGCACCAAGUUCUGGCACGGCUGGCUGCAGUGUCUUGCUGCUGCACACUCCCCAACAGAAACAAAAUGAAACGCCGAGGCACGUGAACUACAGCACAGGAGCAGUAGAAUGCAAAGUAGAGUGUAUCGCUUCAUCUGUUUUGCUUGUUUGCUUUUGUGUCAUUUAUGUGGUAUUGCAUCUGUACCCAGUGGUUUGCGUGGGGCCCUACUGCGAUAUAACAAGAAUGUGUGUACAUAUUACCAUUUAUCACAAGUUGUCUAGGCUUAAAAGAAAGGGGAGGCGGAAGCUCUUACCAGUGAGUGUGUCGUGGUUGAGGGGAUGCCUCUUAAAUUGAUGCAUGUAUGCUGGGCCCUUUGUGGUCUCUCGACCGCGCUGCUCAAGGGACAGGUGGCUUUUCUGUAUAACCUGUGAUAUUGUAGUGCAACCGAUUGGCUGCUAGGCUAUCCAGUCGCCCUUUUUCUAAUUUGUUGUUGUUUUUUUCCUCGUUGACUGGAAAGCAAAGAUGCAUGAAGUGGUGGCAGUUACUGCAGUGAUGGCCUCAUCGACAGGAUUGAUUUGUGGGCUUUAUUGCAAAGCAACAUAGGGUCGACAUAAUGGAAAGCAGCGGGUGAAUUUUGACAAUGUGCAAUUUUUUAACAUGCACCUUAAAAGUGCACUAACGUUUCUGAAUUCUGCUGGCACUGGAACGCAGCUGCUGCAGCCAGGAUUGAACCCAUGACCUUGUAAUCAGCAGCAGAAUACCAUAGCCACUUAGUCAUUGUGGCAUGUUGUCUUUGGAGUAUUUUCCUCAACACUUUUGUGGAUCGAAGGUGGUGUAAAAAAGAGAAGUUGGCAGAGCACAUUGUGUUUGGAACACGUUACACUUGUGUGCCAUCACAAAUUAGCUUCAGCAGAAUUACUAGCAGUGGUGAAUCCCUGGAGUGGAUGGCAUCCUGUUGGAAUGUAUGGCUGUUGGAAAUAAAUCCUGAAUAACUUUUUCUGACCACUUGAAAGGGUGCUCAAAUUUGGCUCUCUGACGAAGUUGGCACUUUUUUCAAAUUUGUAGUUACAGUGUACUACCUUGUAAUGGCUUCUACUAGAUUUUUACAAAAUUUAAUUGUCUUUCUGCCCCCGCUCCCAUUUCUCUCUCUCUCUCUUUCUUUUAACAGCAGGGAGAUUCAUCAGUAAAACAUUUCAGAAUUAACGUGGAGGGCAAACGAAACUUGGGUUGCCUUUUUGACUGGUGGAAAGGCAGUUGGCAGGUGUUGGCACAGAGUUUCAGUUCCCAUAAUCAUCAGUGCUGCAUGCUCUGUUCUUAUAGCAUUUAUGCUGAUAUAAGCAGAAUAUUGUGAUUGUGUAAGCAAAACAACUACAACCUAGUGCUAUGUCACUAAAAUGCAAGUGAGAUUAAAAAGGCCACAGAUAAACUAGCAGCCACUGUAAAAGUUGCAUGAUGAGGCAAAAAAUGACGAGUGGGCAGUUUUCGGUAUAGAAACAUUGGCAGUUUGGGAAAAUCUGGUUCAAACUGUCCAAAAGUUUAAUUAAGUGUUACCACUGAAAUUUCAGUCAAACCGCACAUUUGAUAAUCUUAAAUAACGAUUGAUGGUAAACUGCACUCACACUCGGAAGUGGGUACUCCUCAAAGAAUCUCACAAGAUUCAUGUAUAUCCCUUGCAUUCUCUUAAUUUGCAUUGCAUUGUGCCAUCUGGCACUAGCCUGGUUUCAUUUUAUUGCGGCAAGAAAAAUAUGAUAAUGCAGAGAAACAAAAGCUUGUCGUUUUUAGUAUGAGGCUUGCUAGAUAUUGGUGAUGAAGUGACAGCAUUGUGGUCCAUGCAGUGAGCAUGUGUCCUCUCUUGGCGUGACAAAAUCACACUGCAUUUUUGCUUUUUAGAUAAACAAUUCAAUUGUAUUCUUUUGCAAAGAUACCUUAUGUGUGCCCUUGCUGAUGCCUCCAUCUUUUGCUUGAAUGAACUGCAAGAUAGCUUUUGUGAGCUUCUUCCUGUAUAAGAAAGUAGGAAUUGAAAUUUUUGUGCGUUAUGAAUAUGAAAUAAAUAUUGAAACAAUGGGUGUUAAAGAUAAAUUUUCAGCUGGGGUAAUUUGAAUUUAAGACUUGAGUAGAUGAUAUUCUGGUUGAGGUUAAGUUUAGAGAAAUAAGUGAAUUUGGUUACCAUGUAAUGUGUGGAGCAGACAGCUACUGGUCUAUUGGAGUGUAACAGAAUAGAUCACAAGGGAAGGGAAGUGCAUUGGAAGGUAGCAGAAUGCUGGAUAGAGUGAUGAGAUUGAGAAGUUUGGGGGCAGAUGGAAUCAAUUAGGUUGAAGCAAGACAGGGGUCAUUUAAAGUCUUAGAGGAGCAGGGGGGGGGGGGGGGGUACUGUGUACUGCAGUGAACAUAGAUAGGAUGAUAUUUAAAAGCCCAUCGUCAUGGUAGUCACUGUUGUCGGAGCCAUCAUGGCAGUUUCUCUGUUUUCCACACCAGUACAUCUCCUGUGAUCGCCAUGUUGGAUGCUUUGUGGGCAGCUUUGUGUACAGUAGUGGUGGUAGUGUCACAUGCUAGCCAGGAAAGCCACUCGUGUCCUUAGCAGUCGAGCUGUGCACCUUACCUCGUUAUGAGUGCGCACAUUUGUGUGCUUGGUCCUUCCAGCCACCCCUAACAGUUUGUGUUCUUUUGCUCUCACUGGAGUUCUUACUUUUGUCAUUAUGUAUUGUUUGUUGUAUACCAUCAUACUGUUAGACAUUUCAGGCAGGAAGUAUUGGUCUGUCCUCCUACCUUCUUUGUUAUUUUGACCAGCCUUGACCUUACGAUCAUUCCACAUUAUCCUGCGGCGCUUCUUGAAAGUUUUAUUUUGCCACACCUCAAGUACAUGAGGGGGAAAAAAAAUGACGGCCAAGGCUUUUAACAAAGGCAGUCCAAAUAGCUAUGUGGCCUUUUCUGCCCAUGGCUGCUUGUCAAGCCUGAAAUGAAUGUAGCAUCAGUUACUUCGGCCAUUUUUCUACUGUCUACCUAGGUUCCCAAAGUAUGCUUAUUUGGAGAAAAUUGAAUAGCAUGUAAUGGCAAGGAUAGCUAUGGAGCAUUGUUGGUGCUGUUGGUGCUGCUGCUUGGAAUACAGUGCAUGGGAACACUACCUCACAAGAGGCAAUACAGUGCUCUGGCUAGUUUGAUUCUAUUGUAUAUGGUUUGAUCCAUUUAAGGUUUAUUGCAAUACUAUGUGGGGGAAAAUCUGGCACUGCCAUUUACCCAGUUUCUUGAACGGUACUGUGAAAUCAUGGAAAUUAUGGGCUAUACCCAUGCAACACAAAAAUUUCUUCUAGACGUCUAGAAGAUGUCUUCACAAGAAUAUGCGGACAUGCUCUAGUAGUCCAAGUCAAGUAGUGAUUUAACCCUAGAAUUCCAGAAAAUGUGUAGCAAGUGCUAAUGCUGCACUUGUAGGCAUUUUCGUUUUAUAAAUGUCUUUGUGAGAGCACAUAUAUAUGUCUGUGAGACAAGCCUCAUAUGGUAGUAUGUCUAACGUUCUUUUAGUAUACAUGCGAGCAGUUCAUAAAAGUUACUAACUGAACAGUUAGAGUAUAUUCACUUAAAAGACAUCUUUCAGCCAUCCUACAGCAUACGCAUACGCACAUAUUAAAUGUUGGACAGGUUAAAGUUGGCUGUAUCGAACAUUUUGAGAAUAUGUUAUCCUUGCUUGUUAUUUACUUCUAAUACAAAACAUCCUUUCAUUCAUUCAACACAUUCAUUUAACGUGUUGACCGAGACCAAGAUCUCUAGCUGUUCUUAGCCAUUUCAAGAUGCCUGCAGGAAGUUUUGUGUUCCAUGGGUAGCGGGCUUGAAUAAUGUUUGGCCUAAACAUGGUCAUGACUGCACAAUAUAGCUUUCUCAGAGUGAAAUCUUCAUAGAAAAUUCUUGGGUUCUUUCAUAACACACUUUGCAUUAAUCUUUACUUUCAUAAUGUCAAAUGAGUAAACGAAGAAAAUGGAAAGAUACUAUUCAAGCCAGUGCAUUGUUAGUGCAGACCUUCUCACCUUUCCUUCAACUUUUGCAGCACACUGCUGCUGUUCACAUUCAGUAUAACUAUGCCCUAGUGUGAGUGCUUGUGUUUUUAAUGACGAAUCUUUUACAUAAUAAUAGAGAAAAAGAAGAAUGAUCAACAAAGAAGGACGAUAAUUGCAUUCUAAAGAAGGCAAAGACUCAUCGUAGGAAGUUUCGUGAACUUUUUCUGCACCAAAAUGGCAUAAGUAUGAGAAAACAUAUAGAAAGCCGUGAUGCCGCACUGACAUACCUGAACUGUGCUUUGGGCAUGAUAUGCAAGAAAGGGAAGUUAGGAUUUCAUUUUAUCCUGUGAUAAUCAACAUUACUAUUGGGACAGGAAUGAGAGUUUUGAUGGGCUACUGCACUUGUCUUAACUGAUUUAGCAUUUCUCUUAGUGUCCCUUCAAAGGAGGACAAAAUAUUUUUGACUUAUUGUGAAAUAAGGUAAGGCGUGCAGACACGGACACAAGGGCAAGAGAAGACAACCAGACAACACAAACGCUGGUUGGUUCUCUUCUCUUGCGUCCAUGUCUGCACGCCUUACCUUCUUUUAUGAUGAAUCCCUACCAACUAGUUCAACCUUCUGUAGUUCUAAGAUUCGACUUGAAGUUUUUCUUUUGUUGCAUUCAAUGCAGGUCCAAACCCCCCUAAAUCCUGAAAAGGAUACUGACAUGCAUCAGAAUGCCCUCAAUAAUUUCCUAUUAGUAUAGUUUUUGCUACAAGCCAGUUUCAGUUUUGAUACCCAGGAGCUUUAUGCUUCAAAACAUUAUGGUUACUCAUUUCCAGCGACUGCCACACUCAAGCACAUGCAAAAGAAGUGUGUGAAGCACUCUCACUUGUUUUUUUCAUUAGCAACGUCGUCAUACGUGGGCUUAUUGCUACAUGACAUCAGAAAAUUUUGCUCUUUGUCAUGACAUCACAUUAAUGUUGAUGCCAGUUUUAGUCUUUCAAGAUCGACUGUAGUAUCAAAUUAAAAUAUAUAAAUGUUUCUCAACCAUCAUACUUGCUAAGUACAAACAUUUUAUGUGUGAGAAGAAUGUGGUAGUGUUUAUAGAAGUUCAAAAAUAUGUGUCAGUACUCCUUUAAGUUAAAAAAGAAAUUAACACAGAAUGCCAGAACAUGGUUUGCCAGAAGAUGGGUACACCAGUUGAAUUUGCCUGGUAAUGCUCGUUAUGCUCUUGGUCAGCUGCAGAGAUGACAGUCUUUGAAUCUUGGUGGAUGAACCAUGCUAUUACCAGUUUUAAAUGUUUGCUGUUACAAUGUAAACUAUAAAAUUUGAUCUUGGUGUGAAACAAAAAAACUGUGGAAAGCACACACACAUGCACACACACACACUUACACAAAAAACUGUUGGUAUAAAUUUUUAGGUCACUGCAAGAAAAGUUGAGCACAUUAAAAUAACAAUACUCUCUAAGGGUUUUCUUUUUUUUUUUUCUGUGGUGCUGUUCUAGUGCACUGUGUUUCAUUGUAGCAGGUGGUAGGCAGGUUAUUGGCUUGAAAGUGCUAAGGGUGCAUUCUGUAGAUUUAACAGUGAUGUCCAGUUUGUACGUUUCACGCACUUUUAUCCCGAUAGGGUGAUUUUUUCUUGCUGAGGCAUAAAACUUAUGACAUUCAUGUACCAUCAGAGCCAUCUGUCAAUUGCAGUAGUAACUUGAAUUAGCCUCAGCACAUGCUCAGAUAUAAAUUAAAGUGUGCUUUUGCUUGUUAAUUUGGUUGUACUGAGCUUACAUCUAGAAGGCUAGUGUACUAAACAAGGGUUGACAUCCUUUAAAGGGAGCCUUGAAGGGAGUAUGCUCUCUUUAAGUUGAACAUGAUGGCUCCUUGGAAAUGUUAUAUUUUGACCAGCUGAGCUCAGUAGGACGUUCUGGCGGGCUAGUUGGUUCAUAGCUUUUAGACGUUUGUAAACUGCGCGAAAAAAACGAGGACACAAGAAACGCACAUGAAACCACGAGCGCUCGUGGUGUCGUGUGUGUUUUUUUCUUGUGUCCUCGUUUUUUUCGCGCAGCUUACAAACGUCUAUGAGCUCACUAGAAAUGCCCUAAAUGUACGAAACUGUACAAAGGUUGUCAGUCUCAUCAUCUUAUGGGAAUUCAUUCUUGCAGAUUUUGCUGUAUUAGCAUGGAUCGAAUUAAGUUAGUGUAUAUUUGUUGCAACAGAACAUGUAACUGUGACUAGCUUGUGCCCCUAGGCCAGAAAAUGCACAAAAGUAAACUGCUUAAAUCAAAAACACGAAUCUCCUGAUUGCAGUAGCUAUGCAAAUCAAUAAUGCUAGGCAUUUUGCCAUUGAACCUAGUAACAAUUGGAAUGGGUUCACCAGUGCACCAACAAGGACUAGAAUUGACUCAGCAGUCUAACUAUUAACUCGAUGAUCAUGUCAGAUAUGUCAUCACUGAAAAAAUGCCUCGGAUGUGGGGGGCUUUAUAAUAUAGGGCUUUUGGGUACUUAAAGCAUGUUGAGCUCAGUAUUUGCUAUGUGCUUUUGGAUGUAUUGCAAUCAAUGUAGGGCUACUUCAGCAACUGUGAUCAAAGCUGAACCCUGUAGAUCAGUGGCAGAACAGCCGAGCUGCUACGUCAUGGCAAGAUGUAUGAAUGUAAGCGAUAGCAUUGUCAUGUCUCAAGCACAUGUGGUUGCCGGGCGACUGGAAGGUUAUUGAUUUUCACGCACGCCAGCACUUCUGUUAGUGUGGUGACAAAAAGCACAUGAUGUCUUCAUAAAAUUGAAAAGAUUACUUAUUUAUGUACACCUUAGGCAUAUCUGCGUGCACCUCACAUGUCAGUGUAAAAAAAAAAAAAAAAUUAGAGCUUGUUCGGAAUGGGUUGCCGAGCGCUGUGUUGUAACGAUUCUCAUAGAAUCCUAAAUCCUGUGUAACAUGCAACCUAAAUCUGGGUUGUGAAAAGAAUACUCAUUUUUUUCUUCUUAUUUAUAUAUUAUGUUUACAUAGUGCAGCUGAGACAUGGAUAGGUUUGUGUUCUUGUUCCAGCACUUAUUUUCUUUCUGUGAAUUUUUGUUUUAUAGUCCCCUUUUGGACUGCGUGUACUUUUCUGAGGCUGUUUGCUGUCAUGCCUGUGAGUUGUGAUAUAGGAGUUCAUUUUGCUUCUCAUGGCACUCAUAGGAGGACACUAAAUGAUGUGCGAGCUACACAUAUGCUUUCAUUUGGUGUUUGCAAGUGCGUAGUAUUGACCAAGCUUAAUUUUAUUCACAUUAAAUUGCAGUGGUGCUUUUCAUGUCACACCUCACAGUCGUUUUAGCAAAUACCAUUAUAGUGUUGUUGAGAGCCGUAUUAUACACAGGUUAUUUAUUUUCCCUCUUGCCUCGGCUGUGAGCUGCACUUUUGUGUCUCACUUUGUCCUUGUUUGUCCCGGUGUGCGUGGACAUAUGCACAUGCUAGACGCAUUUGUUGAAUUGUGAGCCUACCGUCUAGCUGCUUUCAUGUGAGCGCUGAAUUACGACACCCCUGCCCCCUCGCUUUGUUAGAGGCUGUGGUCAUAAUGACUAGGUUGCUGGGUGCUGCUGCAUUGCAUUGGGCUGGGGGAACUGGCAGUUGGUGACAGAGAUGGCAGCCAGCCUUUGCCUUGAUGUAUGGGGCCCCGCAGAUAUCAUUGUCAUUUCAUUGUGCUAUUCUGCAGUCAUGAUCUCCUUAUUCAAAUAAGUGAUUUCUCGUGCACCUAUUGACUUGGGGCUUUCUUACAUUAUGCUGCAUUGGGACCUGCUUCUGGCCUGUGCAGAGCUAUACUAUGCUUGUCAAUUAUUGGUGUAAACUUGUGUUACACUUGUAACCUUUGUGCACUUUGUGACAGCUUGCCAUUUCAUUUUUAUUUUUCGUGCCUUUUAAGCAAAAUUUUUAGAAGACAUCCCAACAUUUAGUAACAAUGUGCAUAUAUGUGGCCAUAGAUAUUUGCAGCAUGGUCUCAUAACAGCCACUGGUGUUAUGGUAAGCUAAUCCAUGUGCCGUAUGUGCCCAGACAAUUUUCCCAUAGCAGGUAUCUAGACUGAUAGUAUAAAUAGUUUUCACAACAUGGCCCCACAAAUCAUAGUGGCCACACGUCUGUGUACUCUCCGAGUCUUUAGGCAUUUAAAAUGACAUAAUGAUAAUGCAGAAGUGCCAUAUGCUGUGUAUUGGUAACAACUGUUUACAUUGCACCACACUAACAGCACAUAUUGUACACAUUAUCUGGGGUCUCACUACAUCACUGCAGCUGGCAAUGUCUGGCUCCAACUUGUUUGCUCCCAGCCCAUGUAGAGAUUGUCUUUCCACCAUGUCCUUUACUUAGUCUCCUCGUUAAAUGUGUUGAUGGGGGACAUUGUGUAUUCUGUACAUUUCCAACUGUGUUCUUGUGUGUUGACAUUACAGUGGAAUAUCCUCUGAUCUGCUGUCACGGGGAAUAAAGCAAGACACGGUUUUCCUUUC